This is a messenger RNA of Hipposideros armiger (great roundleaf bat), 2360 nucleotides long. It is a transcript of the gene TMT1A, whose product is annotated as thiol methyltransferase 1A. The transcript has 2 exons. Bases 407 to 1141 code for a protein of 244 amino acids. Gene Ontology annotation, molecular function: S-adenosylmethionine-dependent methyltransferase activity. The record is from RefSeq and is a predicted model, not a curated record. NCBI's taxonomy places the organism in Eukaryota, Metazoa, Chordata, Mammalia, Chiroptera, Hipposideridae.
CCCACGGAUUGUUUUCUUUGUAGAGGUCACUGGAGGACCCGGAAACAGUUUAAGUGCUUAUAAAACUGCAGCUGGGAACUAGCAGUAGUCUCCAGACCCAGAGAAAGAGGAGCAGAAACAGAUUCAGAAUAAGGGAUUGUAAUCAACUUUCCUUCUAAGAGAAAGCUGGGAGUCUUCUCAUUUUGCUUCAUGAAAACUAAGCUAAGAGUCAACAUUUGCCGAGUGUCUGUUAAUUGGGUGAAAUGGCUUCUUGGCCACGAUUUGAGCUCAGCAGCAGCUUUCUUCUCCAGCACAUCCAGCUCUUUCCUAUGAAGCUGAUUGGCGCUGGAGUGUGGCCAGAAGCCUACUAUCUGCAUUUAAAGGAGUCAGGACUCUGAACCGAUCUGUUUUUUUCCAUUCCUGGGUAAUGGCAUUGACCGUAUUUAUCCUCCGGCUGGCCGUCUGCAUCCUGGCAUUUCCCGUGUUUCUGCUGAACUUUCUGGGCUUGUGGAACUGGAUAAGCAAAAAAUGGUUCCCCUACUUCUUGGUGAGGUUCAGCGUGACGUACAAUAAACAGAUGGCAGGCCAGAAGCAGAAGCUCUUCAGCAACCUGCUGGAGUUCCAGGGCCCCUCGGGCAAGCUCUCCCUGCUGGAGGUAGGCUGUGGCACCGGGACCAACUUCAAGUUCUAUCCUCCUGGAUGCAGGGUCACCUGUGUUGACCCCAACCCCAACUUUGAGAAGUUCUUGAUCAAGAGCAUUGCGGAAAACCGACACCUGCAGUUUGAGCGCUUCGUGGUGGCUGCCGGGGAGAAUAUGCGCCCGGUGGCCGAUGGCUCCAUGGAUGUGGUGGUCUGCACCCUGGUCCUGUGCUCCGUGCAGAACCAGGAGCAGGUUCUUCGGGAGGCGUGCAGGGUGCUGAGGCCGGGAGGGGCUUUUUAUUUCAUGGAGCAUGUUGCAGCUGAGCAUUCAACCUGGAAUCACUUCUGGCAGCAGGUCCUGGAUCCUGUUUGGUACCUUCUGUUUGAUGGGUGCACCCUGACCAGAGAGAGCUGGAAGGCGCUAGAGCGGGCUGGCUUCUCUCAGCUGAAGCUGCAGCACUUAACGGCUCCGCUAUCCUGGCCGCUGGUGCGGCCUCACAUCCUCGGAUAUGCUGUGAAAUAGCUCGCGUGGGAGUAGAACCGAAUGAAUGGCUCAGAUAAUUCAAGGCUUCAGCUUACACUUAAAAUACUAAUUGGGAGAAGAGAAACCCUUUUUUAGGUAAAGUGGAAUUUUACCCCUAAAAAUGUCCAUUAUACCCUAUUGAACCAUUUUCUAUUGUCUCCCAGAGAAUAAAAAACAAAACAGCUUUGAACUCUCCUUUAAAAGGAAAUGGUGAGCUUUCAUAAUUGAAGUCUACUAUUAUUCCCAAACCUUGGUUUAUUCAGUAGCUUCAGAAUGUUUCUGUCUUACUUAAAUUGUUACCUAACAGAUUUGAACUUCACCCCCUCUUUGAGAGCUUGGUGAAAUAAACAGUUAAAUCACUCAAAAGACUUGGAAAAAGGAGAAGUGAAAAGAUCUUAGUAAUUCACAGACUGAAUAAAGAAAUACAACUAACUAGCUGAAAAUCCAAAUCACACAGAUUUUUUUUUUUUUAAUCUGAAUCUAUGUGUUGUUCUUAGUGUCACUGGGCUGGCAUUCAAAAUUAAUGUACCAGGAUGCCACAGCUGGCUCUGUCACCUCUCCUGUUUUUCAUUCCAGUGUUCCACCUAAGUUUUUUUUUUCUGGGUGGGUCCAAAAGCAGGCCCAAUAUUUUAUUUUAUUUUUUUAUUUACAUGUAUUUUUUUCCCCUUUCAAAGCUUGUUUCCCUGCAUUCCAGAAUUCAAUUGGUAAGAUGAAGAUAGUACUUGACACUUAGUAUAUCCAUGAAACUAUCUGAGGCAGUUAAGUUUCUUGGAUUCAUUUUCCCUAUUAUCAGCAUAUACUUUGCUAAAUGCAGCAAGUUGCAGGCAAGGAGAAGGCCCACUGUGAUUAGGAAAACCUUAUAUAAUUCGGUACACUUUGUACAAUCCUUUAAAAACAAGGCAACCUGUGAGUCUAUAAAGAAGGGGACAGGUAUUUUUUUGGAUAAUUCUGAUCAAAUUUACAUUACACUCCUGUUCCAAGAUGAUUUCUUUUUUCCUUGCAACCAUGGAAACGUCUAUAAAUCAUCACAAGUGCUUUGAAAACAAGUGUUGGGUUGAUCAGUGAGAGGGCUUAAAAAUAGGAUUUUCAGUAAUAGUUUGCAUGUAUUUUAAUAAAUGUAGUAUAUUUUCUGAGAUGAUUUUGUAAAGGGACUAUUUUAAGUAGUAAGUCAAUAAAUUCACACACAUUUUAGAAACAAAUAAGAUAAAUGGUUUAUAUA